Penicillium cinerascens is the source of this 735-nucleotide messenger RNA. RefSeq names its product ankyrin repeat domain-containing protein. Gene Ontology annotation, molecular function: protein binding. The coding region runs from base 1 to 735 and encodes 244 amino acids. The record is from RefSeq and is a predicted model, not a curated record. NCBI's taxonomy places the organism in Eukaryota, Fungi, Ascomycota, Eurotiomycetes, Eurotiales, Aspergillaceae. The transcript has 3 exons.
AUGUGCUCUGAUAGUCUCGAUAUAGUGGACCUUCAUGAUGUGAUAAUGGAAGCAAUUCAUCUAGGCCGAGUUAAAUUUGUUUCACUACUUCUCUCUUAUGGCUUCCCGAUGAAGCCUUCUUUUGGUCGAGAGGCAGCAGUAUUCAAGGCGAAGCGCGUUCUCGAAUAUUUUCUUGGAGCUAGGUGGGACAUAAAUGAGCCAGUUAAUGUUCUAAUUCCUCCUGUGCUUUACUACGCCGCCUACGCGGUAACAGACGUCGAGAUGACCAGUUGGUUUCUGGAACAUAGUGCGAACCUAAAUACGUCGUGCGAGGUAGACUACACCCCAUUAUCCUAUGCUAUUCGAAAUGCACGUCUAAGUGUCAUCAAAUUAAUGCUGGACUAUGGAGGAGAUGUGCGAAAAGGACAACUUCUUCAGUAUACCGUUUGUCGGGACGAGGGGCUAGAAGAUAUAAUCUCCCUGCUCGUCGAAAGAGGCGCCCCUUUAAAUGCGACAAUAUAUCAGGAUAGCCAGACUUUGAUGCGUUUCUAUCUUAUAAGCCUAGGGACUGCGCUUCACACAGCAACAGAGCAGGGGAAGACGAAUGCAAUCCGCCUUUUGAAGCAUCUCGGAGCAGACACUGAGGUGAAGGACGCGAAUGGCGAUACUGCUUUAGAGUGGGCACAAAAAUGGAAUAAAGCAGAAAUGUUUGUCCAAAUUUUCAUUCCUAUUCUCAGUCCUAAUCACCCUAGAUAG